Molecule: messenger RNA, 1585 nt
Organism: Aphanomyces astaci
Lineage: Eukaryota; Oomycota; Saprolegniomycetes; Saprolegniales; Verrucalvaceae
Exons: 2
Coding region: 55-1314 (419 amino acids)
Source: RefSeq, a predicted model, not a curated record
GUGCAUAGGGUGUUGGCUAUCCAAUUCACCACUUCCGGCUUUCCUACGACGAUAAUGCGCGUUGGUAGCAUCGUCCUUGCCGCCGUCAUGGCCACCACGAUGGCUGGAUCAGCAAACCUCCGAGCGCUUCAGGACACCUCACCGAUUGUGACGACAACAACCUCCACACCAACCACAUCCGCUACGACGACCACCACCCGAACACCAACUGCGACCACAGCGACCCCGACUACUUCUGUGCCCGCCACAACGAUUCCUUCGACGCCGAAGCCACCAACCACUUCUUCGCCGUCCACAACGUCGUCCACGUCGCCGUCCACUACUGCACCUACAACCACUCCCCCCGCACCCACCACGUCUGCACUGUCCCAGUCCACAACGAUUCCUUCGACGCCAAAGCCAACGACCACUUCUUCGCCAUCCACAACGUUGUCCAAGUCGCAGGAUCCCCAAAAACCACCGGCUACUACUACUACUACUACGCCCUCCACCGAUGCGCCAAUCGUGACCAACCCAGUGGUGGAUAGUCCUUUGAUCAUCGUCACCGACACGGUUACGACCACAUCCAAGCCCACUCUGGGUCUGGCGUCGACUGACAAGGGUACGAGCACUGGCACCUACCUCGGCAUCGGCGCCGGUGUUCUCGCCGGCCUUGGUCUCAUCGGAGCCAUCAUUUACUUUCUCCUCAAGCGUCAAAACGAUGACAACAACGACGACGAUCAAGUGUCCCCUGGGUUUAAGGACCUCGGCAACGACCCGACCUACGGCGCGCCCGCCCCAGCCGCCUACAAAGCGAACCCCCCACCUCAAAAGUACGAACCAACCAAACUGGCCCCUGCUAACUACACCGUUCACGAGCCCCAGCCGCAACCCAGCCCAUCGCCGGUGCCCAUCCUCCAGGCGCCAACGGUAGAGUACCACAACAUUCACACCAACAACUCGACGAUCUUGAACACGUUCCGCUCUGCCCAAGAAGACAACGACUUCGAGGAAGCUCACCCUCAUGGGUCGAACAGACACAUGAACGAAGGCGGGGCGUACGGAGGUGGCGGCAAAGUCUGGACAAGCGCCAAGCACGAAGACUCGCACGGUGAAGUCGGCUUUGACCCCGAGUUUGAGUCUAGCAGCUACAACAGCAGUGCCAACCAGUCCGCGUUCAACGAUGAUUAUGACUUGCAGAGCGAAGGCAGCCGCGACAGCAGCUUUGGCACGCGCAACAGCUUCCAGAGCCACAUGAGCUCGGACUUGGACCACAACGACUUUCCUGUGCACAAAGAGCCUAGCGCGGCAGAACGUGGCUCGUACGAAUUGUAAUCAACUGCCGACCUAUAAUACCGUGCCUUUGGAUCAUGUACUAACAAGUGUGAAAUGCCGUUCAAGCCUCCUCGCCGUGCAGGACUUUGCCGUACGUACAGUCCUGUACUGUAGACUCCGACGCGGUCGCCAUUAACGCCAGUGUCAACACCGCGGCAAUUGCGGUGGUAAAAUUGUGAAUGCUUGCCACCCAAGUGGUUUAAUAUUUUAGCGUCAUGGGUAGUUUAACGUGAAGUUUGCCUUCUACCAUUAAACUGGUUGUUCAAAUCGG